Molecule: messenger RNA, 1425 nt
Organism: Naegleria lovaniensis
Lineage: Eukaryota; Heterolobosea; Eutetramitea; Acrasida; Naegleriidae
Exons: 1
Coding region: 1-1425 (474 amino acids)
Source: RefSeq, a predicted model, not a curated record
AUGCAACCACAAGAAAAUCAUUCAUCCACUUCUAGAGCAUCAAAUUCCUCGGGUGCUGAUGCUGGUGGUCCUAUCGGAAGAGUUAUCGUAUGUGAGCAAACACAUGAAGUGACAUGCCAAGAUGGUUACAAAAUUUAUGGAAUUGUUUUCAUUCCACUCGAGAGAAAGGAUUCAACUCUUUCACGGGUACACUCGGGCGGUUCGGAAACUGCAAUUUUAAUGGCACCAGCUAUGGGAGUUCCUUGUCGAUUUUACAAGGAUUUUUGUACAUUUAUUUGUGAAUCAACUGGAUGCAUGGUCGCGACAUUGGAUUAUCGAGGAUGUUUUGCAUCUGGUUUGAGAGUGAAUGCUGUUCAAAAUGAUCGUUCUGACAGCGCUAAAGACAAUUCGAAAAUCAUGAAGGAUGAAAAGGAAAUACUUUUUGACAUUCAAAACAAAUAUAUUAGUGUUAGAAAUUGGGGACGUUUCGAUGUACCAGCAAUCAUGAAUUUUCUUGAAAGUACGCCAUUGCAUCAAUUAUUGUUGACCACAAAUUUCCAAUCCAAAUUACCAAAAAUAGUUAAUAUCAUCAACCCUAGUACGGAAACCAAGGAGUUAUUGAAUACCCAACUCACUCAAUUUUUAACAAGUCUCAAACAAUCCCCUCCCAUCUAUCCCAUUCACAAUUUUCUCUAUAUUGCACACAGUAUUGGAGGACAAAUAUUGGCCUAUUUUCCCUCUUUGUAUUUACAGAAAUUCAUUGGAAGUGUUUGGGUUGGAACUCAGAGUGGACUCAUUGCACACUGGCCAUGGAUCCUACCUCGAAUUCUCAUGUUUUUCUAUUGGUAUGUGUAUUUACCGAGUAUGGCAUGGAUGUAUCCACUCAACACUCCUCCAGUAAAUGUGGCAAAAAAGCUCGUGAGAGAUUGGUACUCGGCAGGACGAUGUCGUCGAAAUUAUAUUUUUGAAUAUUUUGGAAUUGAGGAACCACAAAAGAAUGGAGAACAUCCUGCAUGGACAUUAGAGAAAAUUCCAAUGGUGAGUUAUGUGAUUGAGGGAGAUCAUUUUGCACCUUUACAAGCAGCGACGUGGAUUUUGAGAAGUUUGAGUGAUCCUAAAUUUGUGAGCUUUACUGAUCAACAACAUUUGAAUACGGAUCGUUCGAGAAUUCCCAAAAAAAUUGAUGUGACAUUGAAAAAAACUGAUUCCACACAACCACACGAUCAGCCACUCACGCCAAAUGAAAAGAGAAUGUAUCAUGUUCAUGGAGAGGUUGCUAAAAAAGUUGGACAUUUUAACUUUUACAAACAACAGGAAGGAAGAGAUGAAUGUUGGCCUCACAUGUUGACCAUCGUGAAACAAAUGUUGGAAUUGAGCCAUAAAGAGAACAAGCAAGAUUCAGACAUGGUGGAAUUCCCGUCACAUAAACGAUUUUCAAAAUUGUAA